GAGAUCCUGACCCAGGAUGUCCACGCCUUCGGCGCCGCAGCAGGCGCCCCGGCGCCCGAGCUCGCCCCGCGCUGCCCCGCGCCCACGGCGCUCCACGUGCCGCCGCCCCCGGCCCUGCAGCCGCGGCCAGCGCAGGGCAGCGCCGACGCCGCGCGCGGCCACGUCGU
Prorocentrum cordatum is the source of this 167-nucleotide messenger RNA. Lineage: Eukaryota; Dinophyceae; Prorocentrales; Prorocentraceae. The record is from the annotation of a GenBank genome assembly.